GAGGCUGAAAACAUUAUUUUGUAGGUUACAUACAGCAUGUGUGACUGUUUGCUUUCAGGCCAGCAGGUGGCUCUGAUUCAACAGUCCAAAACUAAUUCAGUCUGCACAUAGUCACAGUAAACAAGUUCCGCUUUCACAACAAACCACGAUGUCAGACUCGGGGCCAAAAUUCAAAAUAGUCAAGUUUUUAAAGCUUAUUAUUAGUAGCUUCGUCAUUACGGUCGUGCUGUUAUUUACUAUAGCAUCUAUCAGGACUUUUUCACUGGACGUAAAUGUCGGACUUCAACUCGCCCACUGGGAAAAGACGAAUAACAUCUCGCUUAUCAUAGACCACCACAGGAGAGAAGAGCUUCUUGCUAAUUUUAAAGAGGCUAUCCGGAUCCCCACAGUGUCAUUCUCACCGACGGAGAGCAACACCACCGCGCUGCUUGAAUUUGACAGGCUCCUCCGAAAAGCCUUCCCAACAGUUUUCUCUUCAAGCUUGGUUCAUCAUGAAUUAGUCGCCAACUACAGCCACCUGUUUUGGGUGCAAGGAUCACAGCCUGACCUGGUGCCAUACCUGCUGCUGGCCCACAUUGAUGUAGUACCUGCCUCAGAGUCGGAUGGCUGGGAGGCCCCACCAUUUUCUGCCAAAGAGAUAGAUGGCUUCAUCUAUGGUAGAGGGACCAUAGAUGACAAGAGCCCUGUAAUGGGAAUACUUCAGGCACUGGAGUAUUUGCUGAUAAAAGGCUAUGCACCACGCAGAGGAUUUUACAUCGGUCUUGGUCAUGAUGAAGAAGUCAGUGGUUACAAGGGGGCAAUGGGCAUGGUGCGUGUACUGAAGCAGCGUGGUGUGCAGCUGUCGUUUGUCCUGGACGAGGGCCUGGCUGUACUCGAUGGAGUCAUCAGUGGUCUUGAAGGACCUGCUGCUCUAAUUGGCAUAAGUGAAAAGGGUUCGGCCACGGUAAAGCUCAGUGUGUCUAUGGUCCCAGGUCACUCCUCACUGCCUCCCAGUGAGACCACCAUUGGGAUCUUGGCUGCAGCAGUCAAAAGACUAGAGGAGAACCCCAUGCCAAGAUUGUUUGGUUAUGGGCCUGAACGUGAAACCUUUGAGCAUCUGGCUCAUAAGUUCGGGCUCCCAUUGAAGUUCAUAUUGUCGAAUUUGUGGCUGUUCUCCCCACUCCUUGGCAGGGUACUUGAAAGAAAACCAGUCACUAAUGCUCUUGUAAGGACAACCACAGCAGUCACCAUGUUUAAUGCAGGAGUGAAGGUGAAUGUCAUCCCCUCCCUCGCUGAAGCUUACGUAAAUCUACGAAUUCACUCAGCACAGUCAUUACAAGAGGUCUUGGACCUCAUCCAGUCUACAGUGGGAGACCAGCGAGUGAAGAUAGAGCUUGUUGAUGGGUUUGACCCUCUGCCUGUCAGUUCUGCUGAUGAAAAGUCCCUUGGCUUCCAGAUCAUUAAGAAAACUGUGUUGGACAUGUUUCCAACAGUUACAGUUGCUCCAGGUAUCUGUAUUGGGAACACAGACAGUCGACACUUCAGAGACCUGACCAAUGAUAUUUAUCGCUUUGCCCCUGUCUGGUUUAAACCAGGUGAUGCUCAGAGAUUCCAUGGCAUCAAUGAAAGGAUUUCCAAAAAGAACUACGAGGAGCUCGUCGUAUUUUUCUUUAGUCUGAUUCAAAACUGUGACAUUCAGAAGCUCCCUGAGCCUCACAGCUCUGUCCAUGAACUCUAAGGAAUAGACAGUAUGGGUAACAAGUCUGAAUAAUUUCAACAGCACCCAACGGGAUCUUGACUUAAUGUAUAGUCACUAAAUUUCAAACAAAAUUAUGUGAUUGUGUAUUUUAAAGCCAGGCGGUACAAUUUUCCAUUGUCAUUUUAGAUUUACAGUAAACCAUGGACUCUUUUCAAUCGUGUUUGAUGACAUACAUUAAUCAACUUGUAGUGAUGAAAUGAUCAUAGGAUAACUAUGUGGUGCUCCUUUACAUUUGUGAUUAGGAUUUUGUGGUAGAAUGCUGUGAUGAUUUUUGAAUUUAAAAUCAUGAUGGUAUGAAAUAAAUUUGUUGUUGGGUUGCUAAUAAUACUGUAGUACUUAAAAACUUGAAAUUAUGAUGGUACAUAUACUGUAUCUUCAAUGAAAUGACUUCAUAAAUAUUUUUUGGCUGCUCAUAACAGACAAUAUAAAAAUAUCCUGCUUACUGUGGAAAUGCUGAAUUGUGAUGUUUAAAAAUGUAUUUUAUUUAUUUGUUGUUGAUUCAAGUACAGUAGUUUUUAAAGAAUGCUGUACUAUCACUGACAGACUUGUUAAAAUGAAUCUUGAUUUGUAAAGGUAUUUGCACACAAUCUUGAGACAGGCAUUGUUUAAAAGUACAACAAAUAACUUUUAAUGAUGUGCUUGUUGUCAUGUGAUAUAUUUGACAAUAUCUAAUUCUGUACUUAUUGUACAGUACACUUAUGAAAUAAAAAUUUCCCCUUAA
Molecule: messenger RNA, 2459 nt
Organism: Siniperca chuatsi (mandarin fish)
Lineage: Eukaryota; Metazoa; Chordata; Actinopteri; Centrarchiformes; Sinipercidae
Product: N-fatty-acyl-amino acid synthase/hydrolase PM20D1.2-like
Exons: 13
Coding region: 149-1717 (522 amino acids)
Biological process (GO): amino acid metabolic process
Molecular function (GO): metallocarboxypeptidase activity; hydrolase activity, acting on carbon-nitrogen (but not peptide) bonds, in linear amides
Source: RefSeq, a predicted model, not a curated record